Ylistrum balloti is the source of this 3862-nucleotide messenger RNA. Its product is annotated as septin-11-like. Bases 68 to 1483 code for a protein of 471 amino acids. Gene Ontology annotation, molecular function: molecular adaptor activity; GTP binding; GTPase activity. Gene Ontology annotation, biological process: cytoskeleton-dependent cytokinesis. The transcript has 12 exons. The record is from RefSeq and is a predicted model, not a curated record. Gene Ontology annotation, cellular component: microtubule cytoskeleton; cell division site; septin complex. NCBI's taxonomy places the organism in Eukaryota, Metazoa, Mollusca, Bivalvia, Pectinida, Pectinidae.
UUCCGAACACAGGACGUUGAAGCAGGCAAAGAAUUUCAAGUAUUUUCCCGACAGAAAGCGCACGGAUAUGUCGACAGCAGAAGUACAAAGAACAAAGAGCACAUCAGGUGAAGAGAAAUCUGAUCAGGGAAAGACACAUGAUCAUGAUCAGAAAUCACAUGAUCAGCAAUCACAUGAUCAUGAUCAGAAAUCACAUGAUCAGAAAAAAGAUCUCCCAUCUAAUCCUGAAGAAUAUGUGGACAGUAACAAGGUUGAGCCCCCAAAGCCUCCAAGUGUGGGAUCUAGCACACGGACUCUGACCUUGAAUGGCCAUGUUGGAUUUGACAGUUUGCCAGACCAAUUGGUCAACAAGUCUGUUAGUCAAGGAUUCUGCUUCAACAUCCUUUGUCUCGGAGAGACUGGUAUAGGUAAAUCCACCAUGAUGGACACACUGUUCAAUACUCAUUUUGACUCAACACAGAGCAGACAUGACCUUCCAGGAGUCAAACUAAAAGCUAGUACAUAUGAGCUACAGGAGAGCAGUGUGAGGCUAAAGCUCACUGUGGUGGACAGUGUUGGUUUCGGGGACCAGAUUAACAAGGAAGACAGCUGGAAGCCUAUAGUCGACUAUAUUGACAACCAGUUUGAGGCCUUCCUCCAGGAGGAACUGAAGAUCAAGCGUUCACUUCACACCUACCAUGACACCAGGAUCCAUGCUUGUCUGUACUUCGUAGCGCCUACUGGACACUCAUUGAAAGCUCUUGACCUUGUCACCAUGAAGAAGUUGGACAGCAAGGUCAACAUCAUCCCAGUCAUUGCCAAGGCCGAUACUAUCACCAAGGCAGAGCUUCAGAAGUUCAAGGCCAAGAUUAUGUCAGAGCUGAUGACAAAUGGUGUCCAGAUAUACCAGUUCCCUACUGAUGAUGAGACGGUGGCAGAAACCAACAAGACCAUGAAUGGCCACCUUCCAUUUGCUGUAGUAGGCAGCAGUGAUGAGGUCAAGAUGGGAAACAAGAUGGUGAAGGCAAGACAGUAUCCAUGGGGCACAGUACAAGUUGAGAAUGAGAACCACUGUGACUUUGUCAAGCUGCGUGAAAUGUUGAUCCGAACAAACAUGGAGGAUAUGCGAGAGACCACUCACAAAAGACACUUUGAACUGUACCGUAGAAACAAGCUUCAGGAGAUGGGUUUCUCUGACACAGACUCCAAAAGUUUAUCAGAGACAUACGAGCUGAAGAGACACCAGCACGAGUCUGAUCUACAAAAGAAAGAGGAGGAAAUGAAACAGACCUUUGUGAUCCGGGUCAAGGAGAAGGAAAGUGAACUGAAGGAAGCUGAGAAAGAUCUGCAUCAGAGAUUUGAUACUUUGAAGAAACAACACACAGAAGAAAAGAAAAAGAUUGAAGAUAGUAAGAAAAAGCUAGAUGAUGAGUUUAACCAAUACCAACAACGCAAACUUCAGUUCCAGCAGCAACAAUCCACACUAGGAAAGAAGAAGAAGUAAAGAUGCCCUCAUUGUCACAAAGAAUCAAAGGAUGGAACAAAGAUUUGUGGAAAAAUGACUGAUUUUGGCAUAAAAGAGGCUGUCAGAAGAUUUAACCUCAAACAAAACAUACCAUGUUAAUAUUUCUGUUACAUACCUGGGGAUAAAGCAUUUUUACAUGGUUUAUCAUUUAGGUCAGAAGUUGAACUAUGUUGUUUACAGAACCUAAAAAUCUGCCUUUUAAAGAAUAUUUAGGAAAUAUGGUUUCAAAUGUCCUGAUUUUAAUCGCAAAGGAACAUAACUCUUGUAAAACAGUGAUUUCACAGGUAUAUAAGAUGUACAUGAACAAGUAUUGUAACAUACCUAAUGUCAUGUAAAAUUUCACAGAAAUCAGAAAUGAAUUUUAUGUACAGGUUUAUCAAAAGAUGAUGGUCAUUUCACUGUCUCCUUUUAUAUCAAAACCUGAUUUGACCAAAAGACAAUCACUGGAGUUUCUCUAACGAUGGGUCCAAUUAGAGGAGUUAAGUCUGCUUUUGUAAGGUGCUACAAUUAAGCCCAUUAUAUUGCAGGUUACAAUGUAUCCUACCAAUGUAUUAUACACUUAUACUCUGUAUUUCCUGGCAUUGUGCUGUUCAGGAGUUUAUACCUCUAUGUUUAAACUGUAUAAGAAGGUGAUGAAAACAAAUUUAAAUUCAAAGAAAGAAUGACCAGAAAGAUGGUCAAAAGGGAUAAUAUUUUGUACUACCAUAAUGGAAAGUAGUUAAUUCAAAUGAGAGCAAAAAUUAUCAAAGUCUUUUCAGUUGUUUUCACUUUGACAACUCCUGGGCAUUCAAAACUGGUUCACUGCCAAAACCACAUUAUCACUGUAAGUUUUUGUGAAAGUUUUUCAAGAAUCUAUGCAUUUAGAUGAAAUCCUAUGAUUCCAUUGUAUGUUUUACUACAAUUUUUUGUAAAAAAAUGUUGUGUGCAUUAUAUUUACACCUCCAGUGCUUGACCUUUACAAUUAAGGUUGAUUUAAGGCAGAGAAAGUAAAUUUUUGAUGUAGAAAUGUCAAAUUAUUUUUCAGAACAAUAUCCUUAGAAAUUGCUACAAAAUAUUCUCCUCGUCCUUCUAUAUUUUUCAUUUUCAAUGAGACUCUUGGUUAUACAUAAAUUUGAGAGAUCCUGGGACUGAUAGUCAGAUAUAACAAUUAAUCAGAGGUAACAGUUUGUCCUGUUUUCAUAGCUGUUAUAGUGAAGAUUAAUGUCAAAGUAUUUUCUCUAGAUUUUCUCUAGAAAUUUAUCAUAUACAGAUAUAUAUGAUGUUGUGAUGGAAAUACGAGUGUUAAAAAAUGAAGUUUUUGCAAUAUGCCACAUGAAAUAGGAAAUAAUAAAAAAAACAAGAGCAUUUUUGGGGAAACUUUUCAGAUUCGAUCUUGGAAGUCCCAGGUUGUGUCUUUCAUAAUAAAAUUAAUAAUUCUUUUAUCGUUUUUUCGCAUUAUCAUGUAUCUUUUAGCUACAAUGUAUUAAUUUUAACCUUUCUGUUAACAUCUUUUAUUUAAUCUUGCCUACAGUGAUUAAGUAUUACACUUUAGACUAAUUAUCAUUUAUAACAUAUGUAGAGGUGCAUGUUACUGUUGUUCUGUAUUGUGACUUUUGCGUUUUGUGUGGUGGUUUCAAAAUACAGAAUUCAUCUAAAUGUCUGAAUGACUGUCAGCAGUGUAACCCAUCUUGACGGGUUUUACACUGAAAAAUACUUCGUGUUUGACAAUAUUUUGAAGGUUGUUGGGUAAAUUACUGGACAGCUUGCUUGGUCGUAAUCGUUUAAUGAUUUGACACAACAUCUUCAGCAGUGUGAUUUAUAGGAAGUCUGACAUACAUGUGCAAUUACCUGUUUUCAAACUUGACCUUUGUUAUUUCAUGUUCUGAAAGAUCCUGUUUCUGUAACUAGAUCUAGAAUGAAAGUUUUCCUGUUAUUUGUGUGUAUGUAAAAAAAAAAAAAUCCAAGUGUGGAAAAAAAUACUGAGACCAAAAAUAUUGAUCCUCUCUGCUUUUCAGAGUAUUUAGGAACAGUUAUGAAAUGUUUACUAAUAUCCACUAGCUCUUUCCUUUCUUUUUUCUUUUUGUGUUUUUAUUUUACUUUAUCCUGUUACUGAAUAUAAUUAUGAAAUAGAUUUGUACAACUGGUCCUUCAAAGGGAAGUUACUCUCAUCAUCUUUAGAAUGGAAAUGUGAAAGUGUGAGUGAGAAUUUUUUUUUCUACUUUUAUAUGUUCAAUAUUAUCAUUACGCAUAAUUAACAUUUUGUUUUUGUAAUCCAAUUUUAUUCAGGCCCUGCAUGCUGCUGAACAUUGUAGAUUGUAACAGUAUAUAAAUUAUGUAUCUAGUCAAUUGGCUGACCAUCAAAAAUAAACAUGAAAUUAA